GGAUAGGCAGAUAGGCCAUCCUGGAUGUCGUUUCAUUCUAGCACCCUCUGUACAAAGAUACGCCCAGCUGCUGCGUGUAACCGUCCCUGCGACUCAAGAUGGCAUCAACGCAGGCCCCUCCGCCUACGGUAAUCGCCCAGAAACAAGCCUUCCUCGCCGCGCAGACCCGUCUCUUCUCGCAGCCCCUCCGACCUUCCCGCCCCUGGCUCGCCGCAAACGAGGCCGCCGAGUCCCCCCUCCCGGACCCGGUCGUUGAGCACGUCGUCGCCCGCCUCAACACCACCGUACUGCAGCACUCGCGACGCGCCUACUCGCAUCAGGCGAGUCGCCACGUCGCCGAGCAGAUCGACGCACUCUACCUGUCUCAGCCGCCCGCGGCGCAGGACCACGAGCCGGCCGAGGGCCUGUCUCUCUCUUUGGACCUUACCGAGGAGGCUGCCGUCAAGUCCCUUCCGCCGACUUGGCCGGUUGACCGCGACGUGACCAUGUAUCCCAUGGAGGCCAAGCGGUACACAGAGCAAGUGGAUCGCCUAAAAUCGCUCGCUGAGCAGAGGCACCAGACCACCGCUCGCCUUGAGCGUUUGCGGCGCAUGAAGGCCUUACUCGACCCCUUCCGCUCCGAUGAUGACGGCAUCGGCGUGCAGGAGAAUCUUAUCACCCGCGACGGCGAGGUAGAGAAGGAGAUGGAGAGUAUGCGAGUUCUUUUGGCACGUGUCGGUGGCCGCGUCAACCUUCUGCCUGCGUCCACGGAGCCCGUGAGCCCAUUCGGGGAGGACGAUCCCCUCGCCACGAGAUCCGUGGCUACGGGAGAGAAACGAAAGCUCGACGACCUCCUCAACCACUUCUGAU
Messenger RNA from Colletotrichum destructivum, 849 nucleotides. Its product is annotated as Putative kinetochore Sim4 complex subunit Fta4. The coding region runs from base 99 to 848 and encodes 249 amino acids. The record is from RefSeq and is a predicted model, not a curated record. Gene Ontology annotation, cellular component: Mis6-Sim4 complex. The transcript is spliced from 2 exons. NCBI's taxonomy places the organism in Eukaryota, Fungi, Ascomycota, Sordariomycetes, Glomerellales, Glomerellaceae.